GCCCUCAAUUAUCUUUCUACUGUCACUGACGAACUGUCAUUCUUGACCAAUCCAACAGCAGCAGCAGUAGCAGCAGCAUAAAAAACAACUAAUUUCAACGCACUGAAGCAUAGGAUGAGCGAAUUGUGAGAAUUAAUCCACCUAGUUUACAGGAAAAGUGGCCCCAAAAUGGGUAUUUAGGGCCUGUGGUGCAUAAUCACGCUCGAAACCAACAAGUUCCUAGUGGUAUAUUUGCAUGUUUGUGCGUUAUUUUCGUACGGUAUGGAUCGCAUGUAGGCACGGCCUUCGGAUACCCUCCCUGUACGGACCGGCAUUCGGUGCUAAGUGUGUGUGAUCAUUGUUUCGGAAUUGGCUAAGUUUGGUCACCAUUCGUGCAACUCUUCCAACAAGGAAAAACAACGAACAGCGAAAGAAUGGGCGAUACGGGCUGCGUACACUUUGCAUCCUACGUGAAGGAGUACGGGUACGAUUCGUACAGUGUUGUGCACGCAUACUUCAGUGCCUGCAUUAGCAAGGAGGCACGUCGUCGGAAGGCUCUGUCCUGUCUUUGCUACAAGUGCGGUAGUUCCGGUCCUCAGCUGUACUCCUGUCUGCACUGCAUUUAUUUCGCUUGCAAAGGAGCGCACAUCAACGAGCAUUAUAAGCACACGAAACACUACAUGGCGCUGGAGUUGUGCUACGGCAUGCUGUACUGUUACCAGUGUCGGGAUUUUAUCUACCACAGCAAAUGCCAAGCCAUCGCCGAAAGACAUCUACGGCGUGAGGCUCGCAGCCUCGACAAAAGCCUUUCCUGGCGACCUUGGAGCCCCUCGAGGUUGGAAAUAGAGCUCCUGCUGAAGAACCCCAAACGAAGGCACGUGACGGCUCUCACUAGUAUCGGGUUGCGCGGAUUGUUAAACCUUGGCUCGACCUGUUUCAUGAACUGUAUCGUGCAGGCCCUCAUCCAUACGCCACUGUUGCGCGAUUAUUUCCUCGCCGAGCUACACGAAUGCACAGCGAAAACGGCCGCCAAAUGUCUGGUUUGUGAAGUGUCCCGACUGUUCCAAGAAUUUUACUCCGGUGCCCGUGGUCCACUGUCAUUGCACCGGUUACUACAUCUGAUCUGGAAUCACGCACGGCAUCUGGCCGGAUAUGAGCAGCAAGAUGCACACGAGUUCUUUAUCGCCACGUUGGAUGUGUUGCACCGGCACUGUAAAAUAUCGAUGACAGAACUGGCUGCAAAUGCGGCCGCUGCGGCUGCAGCUGCAGCGGCGGCAGCGGCAGCAACCGAUAAAUCGAAAUCCUCCCUACCAAAUGCCCAUCAACCGUCACAAAAUGCACACGUGGGUACGAACUUCCUGGCACACCAAGCUACUUCCCAGCAGGAACCAUUGCAGCUGUUGCAGCCACAGUCUGGUCCCAAUGCGCUAGCGAUGCCAACGGCAGCUUCUCCUGCUGGAGCAACGGGCACAACCACUGCCACCAACGCGACAAACAGCGGCCAAAAUCAACCUUCUGAUCCUAAUCCGACUCAGUGCAAUUGUAUUAUUGAUCAGAUUUUUACCGGUGGGUUGCAGAGCGAUGUAGUGUGCCAGGCGUGCAAAGGCGUUUCCACCACAAUCGAUCCAUUCUGGGACAUAUCGCUUGAUCUGGGCGAAUCGUCAAACGGGCAGGGUGGAUACGGUGGCCCACCGAAGUCACUGAUCGACUGUCUGGAGCGAUUCACCCGGGCGGAACAUCUUGGUUCGAGUGCAAAAAUCAAGUGCAACACAUGCAACAGCUACCAGGAAUCAACAAAGCAAUUGUCCAUGCGCACUCUACCAAUAGUAGCAAGUUUCCAUCUGAAGCGCUUCGAACACUCUAGUCUGAUUGAUAAGAAAAUUUCCACCUUCAUCUCAUUCCCUGCCGAGCUGGACAUGACACCGUUUAUGUCGCAGAAAAAGUCUGAUCAGCAGCAGCAGCACCAGCAGCAAUCACAUCUAGCACCGUCUUCACCGAGUUUUCCUAGCAGUGGAGCUAAUGGUUCUUCUGCCUCCUCCAUGACUAGCACGGGCGGCAUAGUUGCGACGUCUUCGUGCUUAAAUAACGACGAUAGCCGGAACCAACCGUAUCCGAACGAGGACAGUGAUACGGCCGACUUCCGAUACUCACUGUACGCUGUCAUCAACCACGUGGGAACGCUCGAUGCGGGCCACUACACGGCGUACGUGCGACACCAGAAAGACAUUUGGGUCAAGUGCGAUGACCAUAUUAUAACCACUGCCACACUCAAGCAGGUCUUGGACAGCGAAGGAUAUCUUCUUUUCUACCACAAAAAAAUAUUGGAGUACGAGUGAACGAUCAACGGCUACGGGAAGAGAAACAACGAUCCGAAAGGGAUAAUUUGGAUGCAAGAGCAAAACGGGUGGAUAAGAAUACCGUAGUGACUGACGGAACACAUUAAGACUGGUUAAAAGGCACCCGUAAUACAUAGUAGAUAAAUACGUGAAGGGAUCGUACGGUAGGGAAAGCGUUUGGAUUGUUUCGUUCAAACAUAACUUAACGUUAAUCACAGAGCCUUUAAGCAGCAUUGUCGCGAAGGGGAACAAGAUGAAGCAACAGGAUAAAACCUGGAUGAAAUCGAUCAAAAGGUUAGCAAUUUCUUUCCUCGUUACUUUUAAUUUUACCAUAUAAUAGACGAAACCCCAUGGCAUGGAACGAUAGGGACGAUGGAAAAGAAAAA
This is a messenger RNA of Anopheles funestus (African malaria mosquito), 2701 nucleotides long. It is a transcript of the gene not, whose product is annotated as ubiquitin carboxyl-terminal hydrolase nonstop. Gene Ontology annotation, molecular function: zinc ion binding; cysteine-type deubiquitinase activity. The coding region runs from base 414 to 2315 and encodes 633 amino acids. The transcript is spliced from 3 exons. Lineage: Eukaryota; Metazoa; Arthropoda; Insecta; Diptera; Culicidae. Gene Ontology annotation, biological process: protein deubiquitination. The record is from RefSeq and is a predicted model, not a curated record.